Messenger RNA from Oreochromis aureus, 1999 nucleotides. RefSeq names its product OX-2 membrane glycoprotein-like. The transcript has 7 exons. Gene Ontology annotation, molecular function: cell-cell adhesion mediator activity. Lineage: Eukaryota; Metazoa; Chordata; Actinopteri; Cichliformes; Cichlidae. Bases 67 to 906 code for a protein of 279 amino acids. The record is from RefSeq and is a predicted model, not a curated record.
UUGGAUCAAACUCAAGGAAAUGCAGAAGCAGGAACCUGGAGUUUAAAUGAAUGGCGUGUCAAUGAAAUGUUCUUCUUUGGAGUUUUAUAUUAUUUUCUUGCUGUUUUCAUUUCUGGAGCCUUUGACAAAGCUCUAACAGCAGUGAUCCAAACACAGCAGACUGUGCUGGCAGCAGUGGGAGAAGAUGCUGAAUUCAGCUGUCAGCUCUUGGAGGCUAAAGACGUCGUUCAAGUCACAUGGCAGAAAAUCUCACAUGAUAGAGAGAAGAAUGUUGCCACCUACAACAAGCAGUUUGGUCAGAGAGUGAAUGAUGGCUUUACUGAUAAAUUUAAGUUUAAACAUACUGAACUACAGAACUGCUCCAUAGUCAUCAGGAAUGUGAUGGAGCAGGAUGAAGGCUGCUAUCACUGUCUGUUUAACACUUAUCCUGAAGGCUCCUUCACAGGUAAACCCUGCCUCCAAGUCUAUGAGCUGCAUGAACCUGUUGUUGAUGUCAGAGACUCAAACUCUACUGAAGAGUGGGUUGUUUCCUGUUCAGCCACUGGUCGACCUGCUCCCACUGUAACACUCAGUGUCUCACAGCAAGGCCUCAACUUCUCACAGUACAACACUGUCAGUGUGUCCAACACCAACGCUACAUUCACUGUCACCACUACAGCUGUGCUCUCAGGUUCACGUAAACACAGCACACAGGUGGGAUGUGCAGCACGAGUGCUCUCUGCUCCUCACAGAGAGGUGAUGGUGAUGAUUUCUGAUGAUGAUGAUGAUGAUGAUUUGGAUAAGAAGUCAGGAUCUAAUCAGAGAAAUUUAGGAAUCAGGAUUUCAGUCAUCCUGUCGUCUGUGGUGUUGGUGCUCUGUGUUGCUGCACUCAUCUUUGUCAGAGAGCUCGUGGUGAAUUACAACUGAAACAAGAAACACUCAGGAGUAAGUCUGUCUUCAUCCUGCCAGACUGCACUCGCAAAGUUGCUCAUUUCUUUUUCACUCUUCAGGAUAUUGUCACAUUUCAAUUCUUUCCAACUUACCUUUUACUUUUCUACUUUCUUUCUAAUUCAUCAAACCCUGUCUUUGGUUUGUCUAAGCUAUUGUUCUUUGUUCAAAAAUAUUUUUAUUCAGCAAUAUUAACACAGUGAAGCUAAAAUGGUUUUGUUUUUACUAUUAGAAGUGGACCGUUUUCAGUCAAAUGAAGGGACACUCAGACACUCAGUGGCAGAAGGCAGACACCUCCUGAGGAGUGUCAGUUCAUUAUGCCAGAAUGUAACAUUUUUUAUUUCAGUACUUUGUGCUGUUUAUUUAUUUUUUUGUAUAUCUUUGAAAUGGUGCUGUUUAUAAAAGUCAUGUUUUGGUGUUUUGUCAGAUAUUUAAACAUUAAGUUACUUGAAAUGCGAACUGUGAAAAUGAGCAUGAGUGGCUAACAUGAACCUUUCUCAUCAAUAACUUUGAUUAAAUUGAUUUCAUUGAUUAAAUUGAUACUACCAGAGACAACUACAGUGAAAACUGCACUGUGCUUUUGUAAAUAACAACACUUUUCCACCCGAAAUUGCAGAAAAUGGCAGCUGAAGGUCUCUGUUUGUUCACUGUGAACAUGUUAUGCUCAAUUUAUUACUACGUGUAUUGUUAAAAAACCAACACAUACAUUUGUGUUCAGUUACUCAGACCAGGAAUAUUUAUCACCUUAGUGAUGUAAGACCAUCCUGGUGCUCGUCAAGUAUUGUUUUAAUAAUGUUUUAAUGUUUUUUUUUAUCUGCAAACAUUUCACUGCUUAUCAGAAAGUGUAAAGAGACAUUUGAAGCUUUUGCUUUUUCUCUGUGCAAAACACUCCAUAUUGUCUCCAUGUAGUUUUGCAGGUACACCAUCUGUUGAUAUCAGUUACCUUUCCACACAUAAAGACAGCAAUUUUCAGACUUACAGUUUGUCAGUCUAAACACAUGCAGACUGCUGUUAUUCUCACUGUACUGCUGACUGACACAUUUUCAAAGGUAAAUAAAUUUCACAAAGUCAA